AUGUUUGUCAGAAUAUAUGGACCUUCAAGAGCCCCAGCAAAGCUGGCAAAGUGCAUCGGUGAUGCCGAAGAGAAGUAUGAACGUUUACUGAAGACUCUGGAGCCUCACUUAUCAAAAAGUUACCAGAGAAGAUGCGAAGAGGCAACAAGAGAAGGCGGGAAGCUAAUCGGAAACCCUCUGGGAUCAUGGACCAUACCGCGCGUAAUUGCAGACGAAGAAUCAUUCAGAGCCAUGUGUUCAAACCCUUAA
This is a messenger RNA of Linum trigynum, 249 nucleotides long. Lineage: Eukaryota; Viridiplantae; Streptophyta; Magnoliopsida; Malpighiales; Linaceae. The record is from the annotation of a GenBank genome assembly.